GCCGGGCCGUGAUGUCAGCGGGGCCGGGCCGCGGCGGGAGCGCGGGCACCGGGACGGGGCUGAGCAGCGGCAGCGGGACCUGACCCCAGCCCGGCCCCGGCAGGCAGUGCCCGCCAGCCAGCAGCCAUGGAGGAGAGCCCGGAGUGGGGCACGCUGAGCCCCGAGGAGUUCGCCCACCUCCAGAAGUACCUGGACUACAGCAGCAAGAAGGUGCAGGACGUGCUGCAGGACUUCUACGGCGACGGGGCCCUGUCCCAGCACCUGCAGGGAGAGUGCGUGGACUUCGAGGGCUUCAGGCUGUUCCUGCAGAGCUACCUGGAGGCGACCGAUGUCCCCGAGACGCUGUGCCGCCAUCUCUUCAUGUCCUUCCAGAGCACGGCCCCUGGGCAGCCGGGCAGUGGCCUCGUCUGCGUUAACGAUGUCUCCUGCUACUUCUCGCUGCUGGAGGGCGGGCGCCCCGAGGACAAGCUGGAGUUCACCUUCAAGCUCUAUGACAAGGAUGGGAACGGGCUCCUGGACAGCUCAGAGGUGGAGCGGAUCAUCACCCAGAUGAUGCGGGUGGCCCAGUACCUGGACUGGGACGUCACGGAGCUGAAGCCGAUCCUGCAGGAGAUGAUGCGGGAGAUCGACUACGACGGCAGCGGGACGGUGUCGCUGGCCGAGUGGCUGCGCGGCGGCGUCACCAACAUCCCGCUGCUGGUGCUGCUGGGCCUGGAGGUGCACAUGAAGGACGACGGGCAGCACAUGUGGCGCCUGAAGCACUUCAACCGCCCCGUGUACUGCAACGUGUGCGAGACGCUGCUGGUCGGGCUGCGCAAGCAGGGGCUGUGCUGCACCUUCUGCAAGUUCACGGUCCACGAGCGCUGCGCCCGCAAGGCGCCCCCCAGCUGCAUCAGCACCUACGCCAAGUCCCGCAAGGAGGCCGGCGUCCAGGCCCACGUCUGGGUGAAGGGUGGCUGCGAGGCCAGCAAGUGCGGCCGGUGCCAGAAGAAGAUCCGAAGCUUCCAGAGCCUGACGGGGCUGCACUGCGUCUGGUGCCACCUCAAGAUCCACGAGGAGUGCCUGGCCGCCGUGCCCCCCGCCUGCGACUGCGGGCUGCUGCGGGACCACAUCCUGCCCCCCUCUGCCAUCUACCCCGUGGUGUUGGAGCGGCAGAACAGCCAGAAGGAUGGGAGCGGGACGUCGGGAGAGGAGGGACCCCAGGUCUUCACCACCCCUGAGGGACAGGCGCUGCGGGUCAGCCCCGUGCCCGACACCCACCCGCUCCUUGUCUUCGUCAACCCCAAGAGCGGAGGGAAGCAGGGGGAGAGGGUGCUCCGUAAGCUCCAGUACCUGCUGAACCCGCGGCAGGUCUACAACCUGCAGCAAGGAGGACCCAACCCCGGCCUCAAUUUCUUCCGGGACGUGCCAGAUUUCCGCAUCCUGGUGUGCGGCGGGGAUGGCACCGUGGGCUGGAUCCUGGAUGCCAUUGACAAGGCCAACCUGCCCCGGCGGCCCCCCGUGGCCGUGCUGCCCCUGGGGACCGGCAACGACCUGGCCCGGUGCCUGCGCUGGGGCGGAGGCUAUGACGGGGAGAACCUGGUGAAGAUCCUGAAGGACAUCGAGGGCAGCAGCGUGGUGCAGAUGGACCGCUGGCACCUGCGGGUGCUGCCCACCAGCCCCGCCGAGGCGGGCGACCCGGUGCCCUACGAGAUCAUCAACAACUACUUCUCCAUCGGGGUGGACGCCUCCAUCGCGCACCGCUUCCACAUCAUGCGGGAGAAGUACCCCGAGAAGUUCAACAGCAGGAUGAAGAACAAGCUGUGGUACCUGGAAUUCGCCACCUCCGAGACCCUCUUCGCCACCUGCAAGAAGCUCAAGGAGUGCCUGAGCAUCGAGUGCUGCGGGACCCCCCUGGAGCUGCGGGGAGUGCUGGCGGGGGUGGCGGUGCUCAACAUCCCCAGCAUGCACGGAGGCUCCAACCUCUGGGGCGAGACCAAGCGGCCGCUGGGCGAGGCGAGGCGGGCGCCCGGUGCCGAGCAGCCCCCGGCCAUCACCGACGCCGAGACCCUCAAGACCUGCGUGCAGGACCUGAGCGACCAGCGGCUGGAGGUGGUGGGGCUGGAGGGAGUGCUGGAGAUGGGGCAGAUCUACACCGGGCUGAAGAGCGCGGGCACGCGGCUGGCCAAGUGCUCCGAGAUCACCCUGCGGACGCUGAAGCCCCUCCCCAUGCAGAUCGAUGGAGAGCCCUGGAUGCAGCCACCCUGCACCAUCAAGAUCACCCACAAGAACCAGGCGCCAAUGCUGAUGGCCCCCCCACCGCGCUCCUCCAGCUUCUUCGGCCUCAAGAAGGGCCCCGUGGAGGCCUGAGGGGGCCGGAGCCCCCCCCUCCACCUCCUGCGGUGUGCCCCAGGCAGGGGCCAUGGACCAAAGGCCUGACCAGGGGCAGGCACCAUGCUGUCCCCCCCCCCCAUAUUGCACGCACGGGGUGCUCUGGGGUGGGGGCAGCUGGACGGACCCCCCAGGGGCAGUGGGAGGGGGGCUGCACCAUGCCCCCCCCCAACAUCCCUGUGCACCGCCCCAGCUGGAGCCCCCACCCUGCUGGGCUCCCCCCGUGCCCUAUUUAUUACCCCCCCCCCCCGCAUUUCAAGUGCCUCUUGCAGUAAUAAAGCCGGCGGCGAGACGGGCGCUGGGCUAUGCCUCUCCUGGGGGGCUCAGCCCUGGCCCCCCUGCCCCCCCCCAUGCAACCAGAC
Cygnus atratus (black swan) is the source of this 2732-nucleotide messenger RNA. It is a transcript of the gene DGKA, whose product is annotated as diacylglycerol kinase alpha. NCBI's taxonomy places the organism in Eukaryota, Metazoa, Chordata, Aves, Anseriformes, Anatidae. Gene Ontology annotation, cellular component: plasma membrane. Gene Ontology annotation, biological process: lipid phosphorylation; intracellular signal transduction; diacylglycerol metabolic process. Gene Ontology annotation, molecular function: ATP-dependent diacylglycerol kinase activity; calcium ion binding. The record is from RefSeq and is a predicted model, not a curated record. The coding region runs from base 127 to 2349 and encodes 740 amino acids. The transcript has 24 exons.